Messenger RNA from Fusarium tjaetaba, 3915 nucleotides. Its product is annotated as Canalicular multispecific organic anion transporter 2. The transcript is spliced from 13 exons. Gene Ontology annotation, molecular function: ATP hydrolysis activity; ATP binding; ABC-type transporter activity. Gene Ontology annotation, biological process: transmembrane transport. Gene Ontology annotation, cellular component: membrane. The coding region runs from base 1 to 3915 and encodes 1304 amino acids. NCBI's taxonomy places the organism in Eukaryota, Fungi, Ascomycota, Sordariomycetes, Hypocreales, Nectriaceae. The record is from RefSeq and is a predicted model, not a curated record.
AUGGAUGCGGACAACAACUUUGGUCCCCAGCGAGCGGGUAUUUUUGACUUCACCAUUCUCUUUGAGCAAAGUAUUCUAUCUCUCCUCCCGACUGGUCUGUUCAUCUUGCUUGUGCCGCUGAGACUCUAUGUCCUUUGGAACAAUGAAAGAGUCACCGAAACUGGCUUCUUGCUAUGGGCAAAAAUGGUUACGAUUGCCAGCUACGCUUGUCUUCAAACCACCUUGCUUGUCCUCUGGUGCCGACAAAACUCGACAAAAACAGCCAUCGCUGAGCCCGUCCUUGGCUUGGUCGAAGCUUUUGCACUUGCCGCUCUGUCUUUUAUCGAACACCGAAACUCCAGAAAGCCAUCCAAGUUGAUAGGAGCAUUCCUUGUCAUCACCAUCAUCCUCGACGUUGCCCUCGUCCGCACCUUUUGGCUACGAUCGAUGCACAGUAUUGCGGCUGUGUUCACUGGUUCGUUUGCGAUCAAGACAGUUCUCUUGAUUCUCGAAGAAACACCAAAGACAGUACUUGGCGAAAAGAAAAAGAUACACGAGACAUCGUCGGGGGUGGUCAACAGGAGUUUCUUCUGGUGGUUGAAUGGACUCUUUCUGCAAGGCCAUCGCACGAUUCUUGAGACUGAUGACCUACAGGCGAUAGACUCAAAGUUUGAUACAGACCAUGUAUCAGCGCCGUUGGAGAAACAGUGGGAACGAGUUGCAGCCCGCAACAGUGGCCAGCCCAGUCUCUUGAAGAGCACUUUCCUCGCAUACAAGUGGCAAUUCGCCGCCGGCAUCAUCCCUCGACUCCUCCACAGCGGCUUCAACUUUGCGCAACCCUUCCUCAUCCAAUCCGUCAUCCUGCUCGUCAGCAAAAAGGAAAUGUCGGUCCAAACUUCCAGCGGGCUCAUCGGAGCAACAGUCCUCAUCUACCUCGGCCUCGCCAUUUCUGGCGCGUGGCACAAGCACAUGUCUUACCAGUUGGUGACUAUGUACAGAGGUGGACUGGUGUCGUUAAUCUUCAAGAAGACGCUCAAACUAAAAACCUCGUCAAUCAAAGACUCUGCACCUGUUACGCUCAUGACGGCGGACGUGGAGACUAUUGUUGCGGCUGGUGCGUCGGUCCAUGACAUGUGGGCAAAUAUGCUUGAACUGCCUGUGGGGAUUUAUCUGCUUUAUCGUCAAGUUGACCAAGCUAACGAUCAAGUCACAACAAUUGUCAGCGGCAUCAUCUCUCCAGCCAUGGAGCCAGCGACAGUGAAGUGGAACGAAGCUGUUCAGAAGCGAGUUGGCGAGACAUCAAAUAUGCUCAAUCAGAUGAAGGGUAUAAAAAUGAUGGGUUUGACGGAUUUCUUUCUCAAAAUGGUGCAAGGCUUCAGAGUCAGAGAGCUCAAAGUUUCUGCCAGGUUCCGAUGGUUGCUCGUCUACUUCAAUGCACUUGCCAUGAUUUCUGCCCAGUUGACUCCGGUGGUUGUCAUCAUGUCUGCAAUCUACUGGACCAAGGCAGAUGAAGGUCUGAGUGUCGCAGAAGCAUUCACAUCAUUAUCCUUGAUUUCUGUUGUGACUCAACCACUUGUCAUGAUUCUCGUCUCUUUGAUGCAGAUUGCAGGUGUUCUCGGGGGCAGUGGCAGAAUUCAAGCGUUCUUGCUCCUGGAUGAGCAAGUUGUUGCCAAGGAGACAGUGGAUGUUGAUGCUAUCGCCAUACAAAACGCCAGCUUUCAGACGCCCGAUGGAAAGUCCUUGCUCGCUGAUAUCAACCUCCAAAUCUCGCCCGGGACACUCAGCAUGCUCGUGGGUAGAGUAGGCUGCGGAAAAUCGUCACUCUUGAAAGCGAUCAUCGGCGAGCUUAUACCAGCAGAGGGGACAGUCAAGGCCGAGGAUUCUCUUGCGUACUGCGACCAGAUACCAUGGCUCCGAAACACCACAAUUCGAGAGAACAUCGUUGGACAGUCGCCGAUGGACGACAAGUGGCUAUCGACAGUUCUUCAUGCUUGCGCUUUGGACGAGGAUCUCCAUCAAUUGCCCCAGGGUCAAGAGACAAUUGUUGGCUCUGGUGGAGUGGCUUUGAGUGGAGGCCAAAAGCAGCGGGUUGCCCUUGCACGGGCUGUCUACUCGCGAAAGAAGCUCGUUAUACUUGAUGAUGUCUUCAGCAGCCUUGACAAAACGACUGCAGAUACAGUCUUCCAUCGCCUCCUGGGAGCGGAUGAUUUGUUUCGGAUGAGCACUGUUGUCUUGGUUACCAGUAACGUUCACUACCUGCCAUUCGCGGACUUUGUAACAGUGAUUGAAAACGGUCGCAUCACGCGCAAUCAAGUUCCAUACUCUCAACUCGAAGCCACCGAAACUCUAAACACUAUCGCACCAAUCGAAAGUCAGCAACUUGUCCAGAAGGAUAUAGUCAAGCUUACUCCGAAGAAGGAAAUUGAUUUGGCUCGGAAGACUGGGGAUACAGAUUGCUACAAGAUAUAUGUCAGGUCAAUGGGUUGGAAAGUGAUUAGCAUCAUCUUUCCACUUUCUGUGAUUGGUGCCGUACUUGAAGCCAUGCCUCAAAUUUGGUUACGAAUUUGGACGGAGGAAGGUAAGGGCUCGAAGGAUGCUCAUUACGCGGGAGGAUACAUAGGGCUGGUCGUUGCUUCAAUGGUCCUGGCGCUCGUAAACAUUGAUUACUUCCUCAUUGUUGGCGUCGAAAAGUCAUCAAACAACCUCCAUGAGCAGCUUUUGAAUUCUGUGUGCAGAGCCCCUUUGCACUUCUUUACAUCAACCGAAAGCGGCAGCAUCUUGAACCGCUUCAGCCAGGACAUGACACUUAUCGACAUGUCUCUCCCACUAGCAUUCUACCUAGCACUCGAUUUGACAUUGCGAUGCCUGGUUCAGGUCGGGGUAGUGGCUUCGGGAGCGAGUUACUUUGGCGCAUUUCUGCCCAUCUCGUUCUUGGCUCUGUACCUCAUCCAAAAGUACUACCUGCGCACUUCCAGACAGAUGCGACUCUUGGAUCUCGAAGCCAAGACACCACUCUACACACAAUUCACGGAGAUUACAGCUGGACUCGCAACUAUUCGCUCAUUCGGAUGGACAAAUGAGUUUCUCGAUGAAAGCUUCCGCAUGCUCAAUACAUCUCAAAAGCCUUUUUAUUUAAUGUUUUGUAUUCAGCGAUGGUUGGAGCUGGUACUUGACCUCUUUGUUGCUGGGAUGGCCAUCCUACUUGUCACGAUUGCCCUGCGGAUUCCUGGCACCACUAGCGAGGGCGCAAUCGGGCUCGCCAUGGUGAACCUGCUAGGGCUGAAUAUGACACUAACAACGGUGAUUGAUCAAUGGACGACCCUGGAGACUUCGCUUGGAGCUAUUGCUCGGCUGAAGUCGUUCAUCAGCAACACCCCAAACGAGAAUAAGCAGGGUGAGACUGAAGUCCCAGAUAAUUGGCCUGGGGGUAAAAUUGUGUUUGAUGGAGUGACUGCAUCAUACAGCAUUCAUAUCGACGGCAAAGACCUAGCAUCAAUACCACGCCAACACAUUCGAUCCCAGAUAACAACAAUCCCUCAAGAUCCAGUGAGCCUCUCAGGCACAGUACGACACAAUCUUGACCCUGAGGCACUUGUCCAAGCGGAUGAAAUUCUCGUUGAAGCUCUGAAAAAGACUACCCUAUGGGCAACCAUUGAAACACGCGGUGGACUUGAUGCUGAUCUGAGCGAGCUUGGCUUUUCGGUCGUCCUCCUUGAUGAACCAACCAGCAGUGUUGAUAAUGCGACCGAUAAAGACGUUCGACGUAUCAUUCGAGAGGUUAUGCAAGGCCGAACAGUGAUUGAAGUCUCUCACCGUCUUGACUACGUGACAGACUUUUAUCUCGCUGUUGUUAUGAAGGAUGGACGAGUCAUCGAGACUGGCGACCCAAAGGAGUUACUCGCCCAGAACUCGGCUUUGAAGGCACUGCGGGGAUAG